CCAUGGCCAGACUGAUCCAAGUGUUCAGGAGGAAAGCGGUGAGCGUCACAGACACUCGUGUCCGCACCAUGAACGAGGUUCUCACAUGCAUCAAACUCAUCAAGAUGUAUGCCUGGGAAACCUCCUUCCAGAAGAAAAUCACCGACAUCAGGAAGAAGGAGAAGCAGCUGCUGGAGAUGGCUGGCUACACCCAGAGUAUCAACUCCUCCAUCACAACCAUCAUCCCCACCCUGGCAACCAUCCUCACCUUCGUGGUCCACACCCUGCUGGGCCUGCCCCUCGGCACCUCGGAAGUGAGUAGUAUACCUAAUACCUAGUCCUAAUACCUAGUC
Molecule: messenger RNA, 332 nt
Organism: Salvelinus sp. IW2-2015
Lineage: Eukaryota; Metazoa; Chordata; Actinopteri; Salmoniformes; Salmonidae
Product: ATP-binding cassette sub-family C member 12
Biological process (GO): transmembrane transport
Cellular component (GO): membrane
Molecular function (GO): ATP binding; ABC-type transporter activity
Source: RefSeq, a predicted model, not a curated record